Molecule: messenger RNA, 1388 nt
Organism: Cucurbita pepo subsp. pepo (vegetable marrow)
Lineage: Eukaryota; Viridiplantae; Streptophyta; Magnoliopsida; Cucurbitales; Cucurbitaceae
Source: RefSeq, a predicted model, not a curated record
CUCUCUAUCUCUCUCUCUCUCUCUAAACGGGUUUUAAAAAACAGUUGCUUGAAUCUGAAGUUUGGAACAAGAAGAAGAAGAAGAAGAAGAACAAGUGUUCUUUCUUGGAGAUCCAAAUGGGGAAGAAUGAUCACAGAGUUGAAGCUGUUCUUCAGCUUCUUCGUAAACAAGCUCCACUUUCAGUCAAACAGGACAAGUUCUGUAAUACUGCUUGUGUUGAGCGGUUUCUCAAGGCCAAAGGAGACAAUGUGAAGAAAGCUGCGAAGAGCUUGAGGGCUUGCCUUUCUUGGAGGGAUAGCAUCGGCAUCGAUCAUCUAAUUGCCGAUGAAUUCUCCGCUGAGCUUGCUGAUGGCGUUGCUUAUGUGGCUGGCCACGACGAAGAAUCUCGCCCCGUCUUGAUUUUUCGGAUAAAGCAGGAUUAUCAAAAAUUCCAUUCACAGAAACUGUUCACUCGUCUGGUAGUAUUCACGCUAGAGGUUGCGAUCGGGACCAUGUCAAAGAACGUCGACCAAAUGAUCAUACUUUUCGACGCAAGCUUUUACAGGUCGGCUUCGGCUUUUAUCAACUCACUUCUGCCCAUGUUGAAGAUCGUGGCUGAUUUUUAUCCUCGCCGCCUUCAUUCCGCUUUUGUUAUCGACCCACCUUCGCUCUUUACAUAUCUUUGGAAGGGUGUUCGACCGUUCGUUGAGCUAUCAACGGUUACGAUGGUAAUUUCGUCUCUUGACUUUGAAGAUUCGUUGGAGUUUAACGAUUUCGCCGCCUAUCCACGAGCCUCGUCCCUCCGAUUUGAUCAAUCGUUAAUGGAACCAACGGCUAAGAUUGGCUCAUCUGCAUCCUCACGCUUCUCAUUCACUGUAUCCCACCAUUUCGACUCACUCAAACCUUGGUACCUCAGUUUAACCGACACGUCAGCUUCCAAAGUGGGUCCCACCAGUCCUUCACCAUUGGGUCCCGCACUGAUCUCUCCACUCAACGCCCGUUCACUGUCGUUCGCAUCACCGGCUGCUAGAACGCCACGUGGUGGAAUCAACGAUGGGAAUUACAGCUCGAGGCUGACGAGAAAAAGCUUGUUCCCGUCGACGCCGAUGCCGCCGAAGAGCGCCGCCAUGGCCAGCGGAGGAGGGAAAAAGGUCAACCACCCACGGACACCAAGACCGUCGUUCCUGCAAUCGCCGGCGGUGUUCUUCAGGAGAGAGUGCCACGUCAGCAGAACAGAGAAAAACAGGGAAGCAUUCCGACCAGUGUUGAAAUUAUACAGAAGACCGUACGAUGAGAUGAUCUACAGGUCAAAGAUGAGGCCACCACUUGGCGGAUUGAUCUCCAUCGUCACUCCAAAUCUCAGACGUAAACACGUGUCAUUGUCUCAACGAUUCUGAUCCAAUACAAAA